Messenger RNA from Dictyostelium purpureum, 774 nucleotides. RefSeq lists its product as uncharacterized. The coding region runs from base 1 to 774 and encodes 257 amino acids. The record is from RefSeq and is a predicted model, not a curated record. NCBI's taxonomy places the organism in Eukaryota, Evosea, Eumycetozoa, Dictyosteliales, Dictyosteliaceae. The transcript is spliced from 3 exons.
AUGAAAUUAUUACUAUCUUUAAUUUUAAUUGUUGCUUUAUCAAGUUCUUUCAUCAAUGCUUUCAAGAUGCCAUCCAAAGGCAUUAAAGAUGUUGAUUGUGCCUCCAAGAUUUCUAGUUUAAGUGGAUAUAACACUUGGUUUGAUGUAGUAUCAGCAAAUGGGGUAUAUCAAAAUGGGGACCAAGAGGGACAGGCUUCAUUUUAUGAAUCUGGUUAUGUCUCUGUAGACUACGAUAACAAUCAAGUACAUGUCAUGUUUGGCCUUAAUAUCGAUGGCAAUGAUGUAGUAGGUAAAACUUGGUUAUAUUCAAAAAAUCAAACCCAAUAUGUAAUAGUUGAUGGUCAAACUUGUAUUAAAGUCCCAUUUACCUCAGGAAUUCCAGUAACUAAUGAGUUUACUAAAGUUGGUGAAAUUAAUCUUGGUAUGAUCAAUACCCAAAUCCUCCAACCAGCAGCCUCAGACUCACUAACAAUUCAAGAAAUUUUUGUUGAAACUCAAUAUUGUUCACCAAUAGCUUCUAAAAUCGCCAAUGCCCCAAAUAAAACACCAGGUUCUACAAUAAUGAAUUUCUACAAUUACCAAAACACUGUUGCCCCAGCAGAUUUUGUAUUGCCAGCCGAAUGUUCUGAUUUAAAUUCAAUCAAACUCUCAUCUCACAACGAAGUAUUUGGUAAUACUAAAAAUUAUGGAAGUGGGGAUUGGAAUGAGUCUAAAGAAGAGUUUGCUAAGCAUAGUGAUAGAUUUAAUCUUGACAUAAAAAACUAUUAUCGAUAA